AUGGAGAAACCCCCCCAUGUCGAGGAAAAUAUCGGACAAGGCUCCAUUUAUUCGGACCCCGAGGCCGAAAGGACAUAUCGUAGAAAAGUUGACUUCUUGGUGCUGCCUAUGCUGUGUCUGAUGUACUUCUUUGACUGCAUGGAUCGCAGCAACCUGGCAAAUGCUAAAACAGAUGGCCUUGACAAAGACUUACAUCUCCAGGGCAAUGACUACUCGUUACUCAUUCUUCUGUUCUAUAUUCCAUUCGGCCUGUUCGACCUGCCGUGGAGCUUGUUGAUCAAGCGUUAUUCUGGUCGAGUCAUGCUCUCAUUUAUGUCUAUUGUUUGGGGAAUCCUUGCCCUUUGUCAAUGCGCGGCUAAAGAUUUCGGCUCAAUGCUCGCUAUUCGUAUGAUUCUGGGAGUUUUUGAAGCCGGCUUCUUUGCUGGGACGACCUUUUAUUUGACACUUUUCUACACCCGGGGAGAAAUGGGCUUUCGCCUCGCUAUUGUACAGUCAUUCGCUGUUCUGGCCUCCGCUUUCAGUGGACUGAUCUCUUUCGGCGUCUUCCAAAUUAACAGUCCGUCAGUGAAGGGGUGGCAAUACUUGUUUAUUAUCGAGGGCGGAAUGACGCUCCUAAUUGGCAUCAUGGGUAUUUUCGUAUUACCUCAUAGCCCACAAACUGCCUGGUUCCUGAACGCUCGGGAGAGAGAGUCAGCAACAGCCCGACUGCUUCGAGACUCUUCAUCGGAAGUUGCAACCAGCUUCAACCUUAAGGAAUGCUUUCAGUCCUGGAAGGACUGGCAGUUCCCUAUCUGGUGCAUCAUCACUUUUACAUACCCCGUUGCCUACGCGACAGCGAUGAACUUUUUCCCUCUCAUCGUGCAACGUCUCGGAUAUUCCGUGGUCAAGACAAAUCUGUGGACUGUAGCACCAAAUCUUGUCGGUGCAGUGGUGCUGCUCUGCGUCGCCAAGUCAUCAGACUAUUUCCGCGAGAGAACAUUUCACAUUGUAUUUUCCCUGACUCUUUCCCUUGUAGGUAUGGUUAUCUUAGCCGCUAUUGACGUGAUCCAACACAAAGCGGUGGCCUAUUUUGCUUGUUUUCUGAUGGCAUCUGGAGCAUACAUCCCAUCAUGCCUCGUUCAUGCUUGGCACAAUAACAAUACCGUCCAUGAAAACUCCCGAGCAGCCAAUACAGGACUUUUUGUCGGGUUGGGGAAUAUGGCUGGGGUGCUGAGUGCCGGUACUUUUCGCACAGAAUACGCACCCAAGUAA
This is a messenger RNA of Talaromyces stipitatus ATCC 10500, 1251 nucleotides long. RefSeq names its product allantoate permease, putative. Gene Ontology annotation, molecular function: transmembrane transporter activity. The transcript has 5 exons. Gene Ontology annotation, cellular component: membrane. Bases 1 to 1251 code for a protein of 416 amino acids. The record is from RefSeq and is a predicted model, not a curated record. Lineage: Eukaryota; Fungi; Ascomycota; Eurotiomycetes; Eurotiales; Trichocomaceae. Gene Ontology annotation, biological process: transmembrane transport.